UCAUCCACUACCACCCUCUCACACCCGCUGUCAAAUUCCAAACCACCAGAAAAAUGUCAACCCCAUAUGAUCAUCUUCACUGGUGGCUCUCCGGCCACCCUACCAUUACCACCUUCCAAUGGUCUCCUUCCCAAACCCCCUUCUCCUCCCUCCCAUCUCUCAUCAUCUCCAUCCUCCUCUACCUCUCCCUCACUCUCCUCCUCCACCUUCUCCCCAUCCCUUCCCCUUCUCCUUCUCUUCUCCACCUCUUCUCCUCUCUUCACAACCUCAUCCUUCUCCUCCUCUCCUUCACCAUGUCUCUUGGCUGCUCCCUCUCCUCCCUUUCCCUCCCUUCUCGCCACCUCUUCUGCUUCCCUCCUUCCUCCACCCUUCCUCAAGGUCCCCUCUUCUUCUGGUCCUACAUCUUCUACCUUUCCAAACUCUACGAGUUCAUUGACACUCUUCUCAUUCUCCUCUCCGGCGGCCGCCGUUUGACUUUCCUCCACGUCUACCACCACGCCGGCGUUGUUCUCAUGUCCUACUUGUGGUUGGCUACCAAGCAGUCACUGAUGCCCAUUGCUCUUGUCACCAAUGCUAGUGUUCAUGUGGUCAUGUAUAGCUACUAUCUUUGUUCUAGCUUGGGCUGGCGUUGGCCUCCUCGGUUGAAGAGAAUGGUCACUGAGGUUCAGAUUUUGCAGUUCGUUGUCAGCUUUGGAAUGUCUCUUGUGUUCUUGUGGUUUCAUUUCUUUGAUGGAGGUUGUGAGGGAAUGCAAGGCUGGCUUUUUAAUGCUCUCUUUAAUGCUUCUCUUUUGCUCUUGUUCUUGGAUUUUCAUGGCAAAGCUUAUGGUUCCUUCAAGAAGAGGGACAAGAUGAUCAUGAUGACCAAGAAAACGGAGUAGCCCUUUUGUUUUUUUGUUUUUUUAAAUAAUUUGUGUACUGUUUUUUAAUCUUAUGAGACAAUAUAAUGUUAAAAUA
This is a messenger RNA of Dioscorea cayenensis subsp. rotundata (Guinea yam), 954 nucleotides long. RefSeq names its product elongation of fatty acids protein 3-like. Lineage: Eukaryota; Viridiplantae; Streptophyta; Magnoliopsida; Dioscoreales; Dioscoreaceae. The transcript has a single exon. Gene Ontology annotation, molecular function: fatty acid elongase activity. Gene Ontology annotation, cellular component: endoplasmic reticulum membrane. Gene Ontology annotation, biological process: sphingolipid biosynthetic process; fatty acid elongation, polyunsaturated fatty acid; fatty acid elongation, saturated fatty acid. The record is from RefSeq and is a predicted model, not a curated record. Bases 54 to 878 code for a protein of 274 amino acids.